UGGGAUGAAUGAAUGUUCACGAAUCACGCAUUACUCGUGAAGAGCUACUGAAUCUUCGAUUGUUUGAUGUUUACGGACGGAGGAAGUGGUUUGCCGGAAACAGGAUGCCUGAAAACGGAGCUCACUUUGGGUUUGCCCGGCGGAGGCGCGGCGGAGGCGGUGAAAUCGGGCGGGAAGCGGCGGUUUUCGGAGACGGUUGGAUUCAAAUUGUGUGGAAGCUCGGAGGACGAUGAAGUUAGCGUCUCGACUCCGCCUUCGUCGAAGAGUCAGGUUGGAUGGCCGCCGGUGAGAGCGUACAGGAAGAACAUGAUGAAAAACUGCAAAUACGUGAAAGUUGCUGUAGAUGGAGCUCCUUACUUGAGAAAAAUUGAUCUGGAAAUAUACACCAAUUAUCAGCACUUGUUGGCUGCACUGGAGAGCAUGUUUACAUGCUUAACCAUAUGUGAUGAGAUGAAGAUCAUGGAUCCAGCAAAUGGCACAGAAUAUCUGCCUACAUAUGAGGAUAGAGAUGGGGAUUGGAUGAUGAUUGGGGAUGUUCCUUGGAAAAUGUUUGUAGAAUCAUGUAAGAGGAUGAGGUUGAUGAAGAGUUCUGAGGCUAGAGGAUUAGCUUCAAAGGGUUUUGUCCAUUAGAUGAUUGGUGAUAUAUAUAUAUAUAUAUAUGUGGGAAUAUUUGGGUCAAGUUCAAGAGCUGCUUGUACAGAGAGGCCUUGUUUUGGUGUCUCAAGAAGUUUGAUUCAUACUUAAAUUAGGUUUCAAGAAUUAAUUAGUUAUUUUGUAACACUUGUCGCGUACUUAAUCCAGAUGUAUAUUUUUGGGCUUUUUCUUUGAUGGGUUUUUGCUGUCACAUUUGGCCACCAUGAUUAAUUUAAUUUAGUCCUCUCA
Molecule: messenger RNA, 882 nt
Organism: Andrographis paniculata
Lineage: Eukaryota; Viridiplantae; Streptophyta; Magnoliopsida; Lamiales; Acanthaceae
Product: auxin-responsive protein IAA16-like
Exons: 5
Coding region: 67-630 (187 amino acids)
Biological process (GO): regulation of DNA-templated transcription
Cellular component (GO): nucleus
Molecular function (GO): protein binding
Source: RefSeq, a predicted model, not a curated record